Messenger RNA from Adineta ricciae, 1674 nucleotides. The record is from the annotation of a GenBank genome assembly. Lineage: Eukaryota; Metazoa; Rotifera; Eurotatoria; Adinetida; Adinetidae.
AUGGAAUAUGUUCAAAUUGUUAUAGAUGAUAUACAAUUUAAUACUCUUCAUAAUCUUUCAUAUCAAUUGAAUUUAAAAGCAUUUGAUCAUACAAAUAUCUUUGAAAUAAAUAUAUUAAAUUCAAAAGAAAUGCAAUUAGCUUUAAAUCAAUCAUCCAUUUUGACAUGGAAAGAAAUUCAAUUACGUAAUUGUUCAUUAACGAAUGUUGAUUUUCUUAUUGAAAGUUUAGCAUCUAAAGCAUUAGCUGCAAUAAAUUUAUCAUCGAAUAAAUUAGUUCAUAUACCGUCUUUAGUCAACUUUACUGAACUCACUUAUAUUGAUUUCCAUAAUAAUUUUAUUGAAGAAAUUAAAUCAAAUAUUUUUACAAAUUUAACACAUGUUUAUCUAAUUGAUUUGUCCUAUAACCGAAUAAAACAUAUUGCACAUGAUGCAUUUGUUAAUUUGUAUUUACCUACUUUAUUAUUACACAACAAUCAAUUGCAUUCGCUGGAAAGUGUAACACCGCACAAUGUAUUAACAUCAUUUCUAUAUCCAAUAAAUCGAACAUUACAAAAGCUAUAUUUAAACGAUAAUUUCUUACAUGAUUUUAAUCCCAUACGAAAUCUUUCGACUUUAUAUACAUUACAUUUAGAUAACAAUCAAAUCAAAGAUUUAAGUGAAGAUUCAUUUAAAAAUUGUCAUCAACUUGAAACAAUUCAAUUAAAUUCAAAUCAUAUUCAAUCGAUUCAUCCAUUAGCUUUCGAUAAAACAGUGGUGAAAUUUUUAGAUUUAUCAUCCAAUUUAUUUUCUUCUUUAGAAACAACGAAAGUGACAUAUGAUGAACAUUUUAAUCCUAGAAAUAUCACAACUUCAUUUCUUGAUCACAUCGCACGGAAUCUUAUUACUCUAUCAUUAGCAAAUUGUACAAAUUUAUUAGAAAUUAAUUGGUUUGUAUUUACAAAACUGAAAGCAUUAUCUCAUUUGACUCUUUCACAUAUGCCGAAAACAGAGCAAUUUUGGUUUUAUCAAGCAAGAAAUAAUACUGGAAUAGAAAGAAGUACUCGCUCAUCACAAUUACAAAUUAUUCUUAAUGGUAUUCAUUUUAAUAAUGAUGAUUACUGUUUAUCAAAACCAAUAUUUCAAAUUUUGAAUUCGAUAAGUCUAACACUGGAUAUAAAUCACCCAUGUAAUUGUUUUGUACUCAUGUUUAAAAACAUACUCGAUACGGAUAGUUUUCCAAUUUGUUUAACGAAUCAAUCGAUUGUAGAUGAAUUAACUCAUCAGUGUAUGAAUAUUGACUCGUAUUGUUUAACUUUGACAACUAGUACAACUGUAACCUCUACUCAAUCAACUUCAUCAUUAUUAAGUACAACUAUUCCAUUGACUGAAUCAUCAUCAAGCACAAGUUCUUCAACCAGAAAUACAACAAUUCAAAUAACUACUGUGUCAACAAUAACAGAACAACCAGUAACAUCAAGUUCGAGAUCAUCAAUUACAACGACGAAUAGUCCGACGACAUUAGGAGUCACGAAAGAAGAUGGAAAAUGGAAAACAAUAUUAGCAAUAACGAUUCCUUUAACAGUUAUUAUUGUUGUGUCUAUAACUGCCAUUUAUAUUGUUAAAAGACAAAAACCAAAGAAGUCCAGGGAGAUUAUUGAAUUGCGAGGAUUUGAGAAUGUAUUUACUGGAAAAUAA